AUGCGCGCGGCCAACCGUGCAUUGGCAAAGCAGGAGAAGAAUAUGAAAAAACGACGUGCCCGCCUGAUGCAGGCUGCCCGGCAACUCAGCCGUGACGACCUGUUGCUCCUGGUGCACCAAGCCGGAGCAGGAGGUGCGAAUGAUGUGGAGGAGGCUGAUGCCAUUUCAUCUGAGAGUGAUCGCGGCGAAGACUUCUCGGAGUUGAACAAGCGCAUUGACGCUGCUAGCAAGAAAUACAAGAGGGCCAAAGCUGCGGCUGUGCCGCGGCCUGCUCCUGUGGUGUCUCGGUGCAGGCCUGACAAUUCUGUUUGUGUAAUGGUUUACAUCUUGGCAGGGCGCUUGGCUGGAGUUGCAGCCGAUUUUGUUCUGGGUCGUGGGUGGGGGCACAGGUGGCAGAGGAGAGGCCGGCGCAGGUUUGAGCAAUGCAGCGACAGAAAACAUUUGUUAGCAGACGUUGAGGAGGCUUACGCGCAAGCGCCUGUGUCGGCUGUGGCUGCGUUGGCAAAAGACCCGUUCAGUCAUUUUGAAUUUGAUGAAUUGUUGUGUGCUCACAAGUACGUGAUGGAACACCGGCUGGCGGCCUGGAUUGCUGUCCAAAACGUAGAGCAUUCUGUUGCGCCAUCUCGGGAACAAGUGCUAGCGCAGAUCCCAAUGCACAUUGCUGAGGAAGCCCCUCCGAAAAUUCGAAAAUGUUUGUGCAGCUUGGCCUCUGGUGCUCCAAGGAAGCAGCGGAAGUGGUUGGCCAGGUUUCGAAGGCGAUGGGGCUGUAGCUUUGGUGUUCUACGACCGCAAGAUUAUGUACCAGUGGAGGAGCGAAGAUCUAAGGUCCUUGCGGAGGAGUUGAAUGACUUGAAGCAACGACGGGCCGCGAUGCGCGCGGCCAACCGUGCAUUGGCAAAGCAGGAGAAGAAUAUGAAAAAACGACGUGCCCGCCUGAUGCAGGCUGCCCGGCAACUCAGCCGUGACGACCUGUUGCUCCUGGUGCACCAAGCCGGAGCAGGAG
Molecule: messenger RNA, 1003 nt
Organism: Durusdinium trenchii
Lineage: Eukaryota; Dinophyceae; Suessiales; Symbiodiniaceae
Source: the annotation of a GenBank genome assembly